Messenger RNA from Liolophura sinensis, 1913 nucleotides. RefSeq names its product sodium/nucleoside cotransporter 2-like. Lineage: Eukaryota; Metazoa; Mollusca; Polyplacophora; Chitonida; Chitonidae. Gene Ontology annotation, cellular component: plasma membrane. Gene Ontology annotation, molecular function: nucleoside:sodium symporter activity. Gene Ontology annotation, biological process: nucleoside transmembrane transport. The record is from RefSeq and is a predicted model, not a curated record.
AUGGAUGUGAAAGUGGACAUGGAGCCAAGAGCUGAUGCUGAGAGUAAAAUGCUUAACGGCGACGGUGAUGCCUCGGAGGAUGAUGACCAGUACUCAGGAUGUCCGAAAGUAUCGCGUACCAGCCCACGUGACACUGAGAAGGCCGGCAAAGGUGACACAGACACCGGGGCUAAAACCAAGUGUUCGGCUUGCUUCAGGCGCACGGAGAAAGAGUACGACCGUCUACGCUCAGCUCUUGCCCGGAACAAGCCGCUGUUGUUCAGAAGCGUGCUAAUACUUUUCGUAUUUCUCUGGCUGGUUUACCUCAUAUUCGCCGUUGCCAAUCGGCGGGAUAAGGCCGUACCCAUCGUGAUAUUGUCUAUAUGCGUGUUCCUGGUUUUUGGCUGGAAACAGUUUAGGAGAACAGUGGGUAGUAAGAUUGUGAGGUCACUUAAAACCCAUUGUGUGUGCGAGGACAGGACGAAACUGUGGGUAAAGAGAUGCGUUCUGUGCCUCUUAGUUGUCGGCUUACUAAUUUUUAUUGUCGCAGAUACUGGGCGUCACGUGGAAAACAUAACCUCACUAGCUGGACUGGUUGUGUUUGUGUGUAUUGUGUUUAUCACCUCUACCAAUCCCUUCAAGGUUAAAUGGCGGCCUGUACUCUGGGGACUGGGCCUUCAGUUUGUUAUGGGGCUCAUCAUACUGAGGUGGGACAAGGGCUAUCAGGCCUUCAGCUUCCUGGGGGAGCAAGUCAAAACCUUUCUGGAAUAUGCUGACGCCGGGUCCAAGUUUGUUUUUGGCCCGGAAACCUAUCUGCUACACCCUUUUGCAUUCAAGGUUUUGCCAGUGGUAGUGUUUUUCAGCGCUGUUAACUCGGCGCUACAUUACUGGGGGGUAAUACAGUGCGUGGUAGAGACCUUGGCCUGGAUCCUCCAGUACACAUUGAACACCACACCAGUAGAAUCGCUGGCCGGAGCUGCCCAUAUAUUUGUAGGCCAGGUAAGAGAACCCGUAAUGCUGAAAAAACCCUUCCUACCGAAGCUGACCGUAUCAGAACUACACGCAGUCAUGACAACAGGUUUUGCUACCGUUGCUGGUACGGUUGGGGCCUAUAUCGAGUUUGGGGUGAAGGCCGAGCACCUUUUGGCGGCAUCCUUUAUGUCCGGUCCAGCAGCUCUUGCGCUCUCCAAACUCGGCUUCCCGGAAACGGAGCAGUCUCAGACCAAAUCCAAGAAAGACGUUAAACUUCCCAGAGGGCAGCAGAGAAACGUAGUAGAGGCCGCCUCGGAGGGAGCCACCAAUGCCGUGAAGCUGAUAGCGUACAUUGUGGUCAAUAUCAUUGCCUUUUUGUCCAUUUUGGAGUUUAUCAACGCCAUUCUCACCUACCUGGGGAACAAUGUUGGUAUCCACAACCUCAGUUUUCAGAUGAUUUGUUCAUACGUGUUCAUGCCGGUAGCAGCCGUGAUGGGGGUACCGUGGGAAGACACCAGCAAAGUGGGAGCUCUCAUAGGAACAAAGGUUUUCAUCAAUGAGUUCGUGGGGUACGCACAGCUAGGCCCGAUGAUCAGAAGUGGAGAAAUACAGAAGCGUACCGGUGUGAUCGCCACGUACAUCCUGUGUGGUUUUGGCAGUAUACAGAGUCUGGGCAUCACCCUGGGCGUGUAUUCCGCCGUGGCACCCUCACGACGCAGUGACGUAGCCGGUCACAUGGUGCGCGCCCUCGUUCUGGGAAAUCUCGCGUGCUUCACCACCGCGUGCAUGGCAGGUGUUCCCCAUCAGGGUAACCCCUGUGACUCCGGCAUUGUUCAAGUUUUCCGAACAAAAUUUGCUCGUGGUUGAAAUGAGGUAAAGUGAGCGUAGAGAGCGACACAUGCACUGUAUCGUCCUUUCAUGUGUUAGGCAUGGCGCUCCAGUGAGGUAGCACUAUAUACCUA